This is a messenger RNA of Zymoseptoria tritici IPO323, 1050 nucleotides long. RefSeq lists its product as uncharacterized. Gene Ontology annotation, biological process: maintenance of mitotic sister chromatid cohesion; mitotic sister chromatid cohesion. Lineage: Eukaryota; Fungi; Ascomycota; Dothideomycetes; Mycosphaerellales; Mycosphaerellaceae. The record is from RefSeq and is a predicted model, not a curated record. Gene Ontology annotation, cellular component: chromatin; nucleus; Ctf18 RFC-like complex. The transcript has 2 exons. Bases 1 to 1050 code for a protein of 349 amino acids.
AUGUCGACACAAGAUCCCAAUGCUGGUGUGCCUAUACAAGUCAGACCUGAAAGCCAGCUCGAGCAUUAUCGUCUUCUGGAGUUGCCGGCGGACUUGCUUGCACUCCUGACUUCAGAUCGACCACCAGUUCUACACUUGAAGUCCCGGGAAGAUGCAGACGGCACAGCGAAAGAUGCGAACGCAGUCCUCUGCACUUCAGACAAGACCUACGACAUUCGCCAAGUCAGCCACUCCAACACAGUCUAUCUCACUCGACCACAUGAGCUUCCCGUUGACAACGGCGGACCACCUCGAGCUGGCAUUGAAGCAAUAGCGAAAUGCGAGUCCACAAUCGAGUUGCUCCCAUCAGCGACGCAAUCCGCCGCUCCCUAUAUCAAAGCAGCUCUUCCGGUCUUCUCCUCCACAGGCAACUACUCAUCACAAAAGAACAUAUCCAAAGCGGAGCUGUUCUCACACAUCCCCCUUAGUGAAGUAGAAUGCGAGAUAGGAUGGUCAGAGCUCGCAUGCUUCGAGUCGACAAAUCCACCAGGCAGCUUUGUGCCCAGCGGCAAAGUCAAAGCACAAAUCUGGGACGCAGCUUUCACCGUCGCCGUGGCUGAGCGAACAGACUUGGCUUUACCAUUCUCCGCGAGCGACAUACCCAACUAUGCUACCGAGCUCACGCAAGAGUGGCCAAGCGAACUCGUGGCCGCCGUCUUUGCCGGUGUCUCAAAACCAUCAUCAGAGGGAACCCUUGUCGUCGACAAGGAGAAAUGCAUUCGCUUCGUCGGCAUCGCCCACCUUUCAGCCAAAUCCGAAGGCCGACCAACAGACACAAAAGCAUUCCUCAAAGCAUGGAAAGACGCCGUGCCCGAAGAGUGGCGACCAGACUGCCAGCUCUCUGUCCUUAAGGGCUCCUACACCACCCAAGACGCCGGCAGCACGAUAACCAGCACCACCAGCACCAUCGACGCCAAAGGCGCCAUCGCCAACACAGCCGACGAAGCAAAAUCCUCCCUCGGCGCAAAGCGAAAAUGGCACGAAAAAUUCCGCGCAUCCAAGAAAUCAUGA